AUGGGUCCGAUUGAUGUGCACGAACUUCUCUUCGCCGACGACUGCGUCCUCAACACCACCUCGGAAGAGGAGAUGCAACGGAGCAUGGAUCUGUUCUCCGCCGCCUGCGAGAACUUCGGUCUGGUCAUUAAUACGCAGAAGACGGUGGUGAUGCACCAACCGCCAGCUAACACAGCCCCUACCCCUAACGCGCCGCAAAUCAACGUGAACGUAAACCAACUGCAUGUGGUGGAGAAUUUCUCGUACCUGGGCAGUACUCUCUCCCGUAGCACCAAAAUCGAUGGCGAAAUCGCCCGCAGGAUCUCAAAGGCCAGUCAAGCCUUCGGUCGUCUUCAAAGCACAGUUUGGAAUCGUCAUGGUCUCCAAGGGAGCACGAAACUGAAGAUGUACGAGGCCGUUAUCUUCCCGGCGCUGUUGUACGGAGCGGAGACUUGGACAGUGUACACAAAGCCGGCACGCCGACUCAACCUUCUCCUUUUAUUAUAUCGUCUCGGAAUGCAUACUAACUCAGCUAUUCAUAUAUAUGUAUAUGCAGUAUGUUAUUAAGGACAAAGACACGGGAGAGUGGAAUGGCCAUUUCUGGCUUAUUAGCCGUCGUCAGACCGUUAUACCCCACCCCGAAGUGUGGAACACCAGAGGCUCGAACUCGGGACCUGCUAGUUAAAAGUCCAGGCCAUACUGUCUAUAUCAUACGCCGCUGUGCGGCUGCUGGUUGGACUCGAGAGAGAGUCCGUAAGAUACGACUUAGCGAGUGAGUUCCGUACGACGGGAACUGUUAAUCUGCAACCUCAAAAAUAUGAGAAAUCAAAUUAACUAGGAUUAAGAAUGAAUUUAACAUGGGAAAGCUUUAUUUCCUCAAAAUAUCAGAAAUGGAAUACAUUAGAACUACGUAGCUGUUUUGAAUGGAAAAUGUUGAUUAUCAUCCCCAAAAAUAUCCGAUUCCGAAUACGUUAGGAUUAAGUACGAGUUUAGCAGGGGAAUGAUAAUUUUUAUUUUCCAAAAUACAGUGAAAAUCGAAUAAAUUACGAUUAAGUGGUGAACAUCGUACUUGCUUGCCAAAGUGGGGACGUCGCAUGAGAAAACUGACAAAUGUGGUUGGAUUCCAUUCUUUUUUUAGGUCAAUAUCAAGGAAGCCGCACAGGAAAUCACUCUGACCGAAGUCUGGUUCACUUCUUGCCGUACCGCGGACGCGUAUCCGGCGGGCACAGACAACUCGGCAAAUAUAACGGGGAAGCCGCAGUGCAGAACAGGACAACAGACAGAAGACUCUAGAGGAGAGAGUGGAGGGCAGAAGCGAAGCCAGUAG
This is a messenger RNA of Spirometra erinaceieuropaei, 1306 nucleotides long. Lineage: Eukaryota; Metazoa; Platyhelminthes; Cestoda; Diphyllobothriidea; Diphyllobothriidae. The record is from the annotation of a GenBank genome assembly.